AUGGCAGAAAAAUUCUUGGCAAAAUAUUUUCCUCCCGCUAAAACUGCCAAGAUGAGGAAUGAUAUCUCUUCCUUCUACCAGUUAGAGACAGAGACGUUAUACGAUACGUGGGAGAGGUUCGAGGAAUUGUUGCGGAAAUGCCCACAUCAUGGGAUUCCGGACUGGCUUCAAGUGCAAACCUUCUACAAUGGAUUAAACCCAGCCACAAGACAAAUGAUAGAUGCUGCAGCUGGGGGCACUUUGAAUAGCAAGACACCAAGGGCAGCACAAGAACUGUUUGAAGAAAUGGCAAUGAACAGCUAUCAGUGGAGCUCCACUCGAUCCAAACCUGCAAAAUCGGCGGGGAUCUAUAGUCUUGAUGCAGUGACAUCUUUGGCAAUACAAGUUCAAGCCUUAGGGAAGAAGAUUGAUGGUUUAUCUGUUAACCAUCCAGUUGCUCCAAGGAUGAGAUGUGAUGUUUGUGGAGGAGGCCACCCUAAUCAUGAAUGUCGAGCUACUCAGGAAGAACAUGCCAAUGUGAUAGGAAACAGACCACCGUACCAAAAUUAUAAUGGCAUGAAUAAUCUGGGCUGGAGGAACUAUGCAAACCCACCGUGGAACAACAAUCAACAACCAAUGCGGAACAACACACCCUCAGGGUUUCAACAAGCUCCACAUCAACCACCACUCCCAGCUGAAAAGAAGUCAAACCUUGAGGAGCUGAUGACCAAAUUCAUUCAAACUUCAGAAUCUUGGUUUCUAUCCACUGAGACAGCACUAAGAAAUCAACAAGCAUCAAUCCAUAAUCUGGAAAAUCAGUUGGGUCAAAUCUCUAGACUCCUCUCAGAAAGACCCCAAGGGAGCCUACCUAGCAAUACUGAAACAAAUCCUAAGGAGCAGGUGAAGGCAAUAACAUUAAGGAGCGGCAAAACAUUGCAAGAAAGGGGAAAGCAAGAUGCAGAAAAAGCUACAAUUGAAGAGGAGGGUAAAGUUCAAGAGGAGACUGAAGAAAAAUCCCCUACAGUGAAAGAAUUCAUACCUCCACUCCCCUACCCAGCAAGAUUGAAGAAGGAUAGGGAUGAUAAACAGUUUGGUAAAUUUCUUUCCUUAUUUCGUCAGCUUCAUAUAAAUUUACCGUUUGUGGAUGUCUUGGCACAGAUGCCCAAGUAUGCCAAAUUUCUGAAGGAUCUACUGUCCAACAAGAAGAAAUUGGAGGAGUUGGCCACAGUAACUCUGAAUGAAGAAUGCUCAGCAAUUCUGCAAAACAAGAUGCCCGAAAAAUUGAAAGAUCCAGGGAGUUUUACUCUUCCUUGUCUCAUUGGUAGAUUGAUAGUUGAUAGGGCUUUAGAUGAUUUAGGUGCUAGCAUUAAUUUGAUGCCAUAUUCUAUUUUUAAGAAAUUGGGUUUAGGGGAACCUAGGCCAACUAGGAUGAGUAUUCAACUAGCUGAUAGGUCAAUUAAAUAUCCUAAAGGUAUCAUUAAGGAUGUGCUUGUAAAAGUGGACAAAUUUAUUUUUCCCGUCGAUUUUGUGAUUCUUGAUAUGGAUGAGGGCACUGAGGUCCCCUUAAUCUUAGGUCGUCCAUUUUUAGCUACUGCAAAAGCCAUAAUUGAUGUGAGUGAUGGGAAGUUAAUUUUAAGAGUUGGAGACGAAGAAGUAACUUUCAAAAUUCCUGAAGUAAUGAAAAAAUCCCUGAAACAAGAUGAUUCAUGUUUCUUUAUUAAUGUAAUUGAUAACCUUGUUUCUGAUUUUACACAGGAAUUCUUGAUCUCAGACCCGUUGGAAAGAAGCUUGAUGCAUGAAGAAGGAAAAGAUAAUAUGGGCCUGCUAACUCAAGAACAGUGGUAUCAUCUGGAAGCCACUAAACCAUUAUUGAGAAAGAGGAACUUUGAAGCUCUGGAACAAAAUUCAGAGGAGCAGCCCAGCCCAGCCACUAACAAACCACCAGAAGUAGAACUAAAGGUUCUACCUGAACAUCUAGAGUAUGCUUUCUUGGAAGACGGUUGCAAGUUACCCGUCAUCAUCGCUUCAAAACUAACACAAGAACAAGAAGGCCAGCUACUGAAUGUGCUCCGAGAGCACAAGAAAGCAAUAGCAUGGAGAAUCUCUGACAUUAGAGGGAGUAGUCCUUCUUUUGCACUCACAAAAUUUUGA
Molecule: messenger RNA, 2130 nt
Organism: Abrus precatorius (Indian licorice)
Lineage: Eukaryota; Viridiplantae; Streptophyta; Magnoliopsida; Fabales; Fabaceae
Exons: 1
Coding region: 1-2130 (709 amino acids)
Source: RefSeq, a predicted model, not a curated record